Molecule: messenger RNA, 3261 nt
Organism: Linum trigynum
Lineage: Eukaryota; Viridiplantae; Streptophyta; Magnoliopsida; Malpighiales; Linaceae
Source: the annotation of a GenBank genome assembly
AAACAGAGCUGUUUGAGGAAGAAAACGACACGCAAGUAAGCCCAACAAUGCUGUGGUACGUGAAAUAUUUAAUUAAUGCGGUGUCACAAGGCUAAAAAUGCCGCUAGUUAAACAACAACGCAGCGGAAUUGAUGUCGCGGUCGCAAAUUCAGUGGCGUUGCGAGUUCGACAACUCCGAGAAAUUCAACGAUGCCGCAAGGCCAAAACAACAUCGUGGAGCUCAACGAUGUAGUGAGCUUGACGGUGUUGCAAGCUGCGCAAUGUCGUGAAUGGGUUCAACGACGUCAUUAUGGAAACUUUGUUGGUGGAGGCGUAAACGACGUCGCGGGCUCAUGAAAAUAACGGAGUUAUUUUCUUGCACGGGAGAUUCGGGAGUGAAGAGAAGAUCAAAGCGGUUGAAGACUACGACUCUGUGGAUAAUAGUGAAGACACGUGGGAGUUCACGACGGAGCGGUUGAGGAAGCAGUUCCACAAGGCGUGAAGACUACGCAAGUGAUUUCAAAUAAAAGCAGCGGAGCAAGGAGAGAGAGGAGGACAACCAAAUCAAUACAGAAACACAUCUGUCAACUUUACCUUUUUUCUCUGUAACUCCUUCGCGGAGCUCUCCUUCCAGGAACGAUCUCCAUAGUUGUAGUCUUAGUCGUAGUCGCGGAGCUCUCCACAGGAAUCUCCAUAGGAGUAGCGGUAGCGUAGAUUCCUCAAAACUCAAACACCCUCGUUCGAACGUAGUUUGGAGAGGUGCGAACCGUAGUAACGGUCGUUCUUGGUUAGAAGUCAGAGGUGCAUCGAUCAAAUCAACACCGCCCGGCGGUGGAUAUUUGACGGUCACGUUGAUUUCACCAUUUAGAGGUGCAUCGAUCAAAUCAACGGCGCCGACAUUCGGCGGCGGAUAUUUGACGGUCGUCUCGAUUUCAGCAAUCAGCAGAGCAUUCGAUCAAACGGCACCGCAAGAGUUUCCACCUCGAAACAUCAAAUCAACAUCACCGGAAACGAAUUCGGCACCGGCAGUGGCAUUUGGUUUUCCCGAGGAAACAAUUUGACACGCCCGGUGGGAUACGUGUGUUUGAAGUGAAAUAUGGCUCUGCAGCAUGGAAAACACAACGUUGAUCUUCCACAAGAAUCUGUGAAGGUGGAGAGAGUGCCCGGCAUUGAAGUUGGUCGAGCAGAGGAGGCAGAUAGACGUAUCGGUUGGAUGAAGGAGUGGCCUCAAUCCAUGUCGAGCAUCGAUGGGCAUGUUGCACUCCUGUAUCUUCGUCGAUCUGUAGAGGAGUAUUACCGGCAGGUAAAUCUCUAUUUUAUCUCUUUAAAUAAGCCUUGUGAUUCUCUUGGGAGACAUGGAUAAAUUUUUUGAGAUGAUAGAUGAACAUGUUUCCGGUAUCGCCAAUAAGGAUUCACUUAAACUUGUGGCUAAAACAGUGGCGUUAGGGGCCAGCAAAUCUCAUGUUGGUUCUCCUGUGAACACUAUUGUUUUAAAGGACAAGAAAGUUAGAGGUGUCUUGCGAAAGCCACAACAAAGAACAAAAUUUAAACGUAUUUAUAAUAAGUUUCAGAAACUUAGGAAGAACAAGUGUGAUAUCUUGAAAGAUGACAAAUUUUACAACAUUGUUCAAUCUAAGCCGCUAGGGGGGCAUGCCAUCCCAGCUCGUGGUAGAUUGAAGGAGAAACAACACCGUAAGUGUCAAAUAAGUUUGCCACAUCCACCUUGUUCUAAGAAAAAUCAAGCUAGGGUCACCACAUACACCAUUCAAGAUGGAGGUGGUGACCACGUAAAUAAAACCAAUCCUGCAAGGGUUGGUAUGAAUCAACAGAAUCCUCCAUGUAAGUUGUCCCCAAAGACUCCACCUAGUGAAAAGGGGGGGCAAGUUCAAGCAAGCCCGACAUGGAGUUGCCACACCAGUGCUUAUGAGGAACAAGUCUGCCAUGAGUGGCAGAUUGGGGGGCAAGUACCAUGGCCAACAAACUCCAGUCUCACGUAAGAGUUCAAAAGAUGCGAAGUUGUUGUGUGAUAAGUGCAAAGAUCAUGGCCGUGGUAAACAAAAUACCAACACACGUGUUGAUGGAGCUCGUAAGUAUCGGCGCUGAAACUCCCAACAACAUUGUGAGAGUGUACAACUGACAAAACCAGACCAGUCUGAGCAGGCAAUGCGGCAUGGUCAACUUGGCAAGACGAAGAUUCCAAAAAAUGUGAAUGUCUUGUCGAGAGCAAGGAACACUAGUGAUUUUUCAUGCCAUCGACCAAAAGUGAUGGCUGAGGUGAAGCCAAAUCGAGCUUGUUAGGAAGGAGCCACAACGUGGUUGUUAAUGGUUCAAGAUGGCAAGCGGUAUUGUUUUCUCUUUUCUCAACGGUGUUGGAGGGACACAAUGCUGUAAAAAAAAGGGAGAGAGAGAUCGCCAAAGCAAUACCGGUCAAGGAAAAAAUCGGAGCUGUUUUGGGAGAAAUGGCUUUGCUAUAGUGGGAAGUCUAUUACCGCUAAGCUAUAACCUUGAUUUUAAAAAAAGUAUAUACAAAAAAAACAAAUUCAACUCUGGCCCAAGCAGCAUCGCAGGGAUGCAAGGUUGUUGUAAUUUGGUUUUAAUUUGGCGACAAUAGUGGUGCAGACUAAACAACGAUGCAAACCAUAGUUAAAUCCAACAAGGUCACUCCACCUUCUUUGCCGCAAGUUUGCUUGGCAACAAUGUUGGGGUUUUUUUUUAAUAGACAAAAACAGCGCUGUUUUGGUGUUUGAAAGAUUGGAAGACAAAAACAGCGCUGCAGCUUCGUGUGUUUACACGAUUGGGUGAGACCAUGCUGCUUAGUAGUUUUAACGAUGUGGUUAAAAGAAAAAAGGUUCAAAAUGCACUGCUUUCGGGCAAAGCCGAGCUGCAAAGCUGUGCAGCGGUGUUGUUUUUCUUUUCUCGCCACGGUGUCGUUUGGGAUCGCAAGAAAAAAAAAAUCGGAGCAGUUUGGGAGAAAUAACUUUGCAGAGGUUGAUAAAAAAUAUACAGAUUAAAUUUCCUCUGAAGCCGCGCUCGACGAGAGAGAAAGAGAAAUCAGAGCUGGCUUAUGGGUAACAAAACAACUCUGUUUGGGAGCUGCAGCCUGCAGUACUGGCUACCCAAAUUUGUUGAAAAAUAUAAUAACAAUAAUAAUAAAAGGCGGCAGAUUGGUUAAGUAAGGAAGUAACGUUGAAAAGAGUAAGACACAUAAGCUUUGGGCCAAAGCAGCACUUUUGGAAGAAAAAACAAAGCUGUUGUUUAAAAAAAGAAAAUAUUGGCAAUGAG